AUGCCAGCAAAAAAGAAGAAAGAAGGCUCAUCGAAACGUAAAGCUAAUUCUAAAAAUGCUGAUGAUCGUCCCGAAGUUGAUGUUUUAUCACCAGCUGCUGUCAUCAACGCAUAUUACAUAUGCCAUAAUGUUGCCGAUUGUUUAGAAGCACGAGGUUUUGCAUGGGAAGGAGCUAAGAAAGGCAAAAAGAAAAAGAAAAAAUGA
This is a messenger RNA of Rotaria socialis, 204 nucleotides long. The record is from the annotation of a GenBank genome assembly. NCBI's taxonomy places the organism in Eukaryota, Metazoa, Rotifera, Eurotatoria, Philodinida, Philodinidae.